GCGAAGGACGCGGAGGUCAGCGCAGCCCCCCUCCCUCCCUCCCUCCCUCCCUCCCUCCACCCACCCACGUGCCGGCUCCGCGGCGCUCACCCGCACGGCCGCGCCCCGCACACGCUGGCACAGCCGCAGCAUGGUCGUGGCGGCGGCGGAGAAGCCUGGCGACGCCCGGCCAACCGACGCCUCUCGCUGCGCAUGCGUCACAGCCACUCUGGGACGGCGGGCACGGCGAAAACGCCGGCCAAUCCGCAGGGAGAAGGGCGGCGCGAGGGCCGAUGGGAAAAGAGCCGGCUCCCCGGGUAUAGUGCGCCUGCGUGGAAAGAAAGGCCGUCGCAGUUGACAUCGUCGUUUGCUCUGUUUUGUCCUCCCUCCCCUGCCGUAGCGCUGCGGACCAGAGGGAAGCCGCAAGAUGGCGGCCUGGGCGUUGAGGCGCGCCGCGACGGCACUUGCAGAAUCUACCCUAUUUCUGGGCUGUCUACACUUUGUAUCAAGUCGGGGCAGCUGCUGACAACCUCUACUAAAAAACUACUUCCAUCUAUUGGCAGUGUUCCUUGUGGACAUCAAGUCUCAAUUUUGAACAGCAUUACACCCCUGGUACCAAGUGUCCUUCAUCAGCAAGUAAGGACUCUUAUCAAGUUCAGCUUACGAAAAGGAAAAAGGAAAACUGUAAAAGCCGUGGUUCAUAGGUUUCUCCGUUUGCACUGUGGCCUUUGGCUGAGAAGAAGGGCUGGUUAUAAGAAGAGGCUGUGGAAAAAAAAUGCUAGGCGGAGAAAGCGUUUGAGGGAACAAGUGUUUUGCAAUAAAACCCAAUCCAGGCUCCUUGAUAAAAUGACCACUUCCUUUUGGAGGAGAAGAAACUGGUAUGCCAAUGAUCCCUUCCUGAAGUACCACGACCGUACAAAUCUUCGAUUGUAAACUGUCGAAUAUACAUCAAUUCAUGCAGCAUGUGAUGUUCAUAUGUUAAUCCAAAAGUAAUUCGUAUUGAUCACUUGUCCUUACAAUCAGAUAUAUUCCAUUAAAAUACUGGGGAAAAACCCAA
Messenger RNA from Sphaerodactylus townsendi, 1036 nucleotides. It is a transcript of the gene MRPL35, whose product is annotated as mitochondrial ribosomal protein L35. The transcript has 4 exons. Gene Ontology annotation, molecular function: structural constituent of ribosome. Bases 193 to 912 code for a protein of 239 amino acids. Gene Ontology annotation, cellular component: ribosome; mitochondrion. Gene Ontology annotation, biological process: translation. The record is from RefSeq and is a predicted model, not a curated record. NCBI's taxonomy places the organism in Eukaryota, Metazoa, Chordata, Lepidosauria, Squamata, Sphaerodactylidae.